Messenger RNA from Metopolophium dirhodum (rose-grain aphid), 1287 nucleotides. RefSeq lists its product as uncharacterized. The record is from RefSeq and is a predicted model, not a curated record. Lineage: Eukaryota; Metazoa; Arthropoda; Insecta; Hemiptera; Aphididae.
AUGAAAAAUAGGGUAAAUGGAAGUCCAUGGAAUCCGAAAGUGCACAGUGUGAUUUGUAGUGCACACUUUGUUGGUAAUGAGCGGUCAAAUGAUUCUCGUAGCCCUUCUUAUGUGCCUUCAAUUUUUCCAGAAGUAUACAAGCGAAAAAUAGUUGAUUCAGAGCAGUCUUGUUCAAGAUAUCAACGUGUCCUAAAGCGCCAUAAAAUUAAAUCUACUUCUUCUGCUUUGGAAAAUACAACUGAUUGUAAUUUAGAUGACAUUUUAACUGAUAAUCCUUGUAAAACUGUAUCUACUUGUGAUGCUAGUACUCAGGUUGCAUUUGAACCUGUAGAAUCUGUUCAGUUUUCUUUUGAAUGUUCAUUUGAAAAUCAAAAUGUUAGAACUCAAGUAACUUCCCCAAAUGUCUGUCAUGGUUUUUAUAAUAUCCUUACAUCUACCUCUGAUAAAUCUUGUGGUCCAGAUUCAAGCAGUAUAAAUUCAUGCUUAUCUUGUGAUAGAUUUCAUGGAUUUAAUUCAAUAAAAAAUGAAAAUUCACUCAAAGACUUGACUGGUACUACUUAUAAAGUGUUCGACCUAUUAUGUUCAAUGCUACCACAAGUAUGCAAUAGUUCUACAAGUAAAAAUGAUGGACUAUUAAUAUUUCUGAUAAAAAUAAAACAUAACUUAACAUUUUCAGCAAUUGGUGUUUUAUUUAAUAUACUCCGUACUUCUGUAAGUAGAAUUUUUUUCCAGUGUUUAGAGAUAUUGAGCAUAAAAACGAAAAAUCUAAUUUUUUGGCCCAGUAAAAGUACAAUUAAAGAAACUUUACCUGAAGGAUUUAAAAAAUUAUACCCUAAUACCCGCUGUAUUAUAGACUGUACUGAAAUUAAAGUUGAACAGCCCCCCACAAUUGAACAAAGAGUGUAUAUGUACUCUAGGUACAAAGGCUGUUAUACUGUAAAAUUUUUAGCUGCAAUCACUCCCAGUGGAGCAGUUUCGUUUAUUUCUAAAUGUUAUAGAGGAAGAGCUAGUGACUCAUUUAUUACCAAUGACUCAGGAAAUAAAAAUUCAAUAUUAGUCAUGCCUCCUGUAUUACAUCAUGGGAGAUUCACUGAACAAGAGGUUCUUGAAACAUACUCCAUUGCUAGCAUCAGAAUCCAUGUGGAAAGAUUCUUUGCUAGGUUAAAAACUCACGGAGUGUUAAAUAAAAUACUAAUAGAGCUUCUACCUCAUAUAGAUGAUAUUGUUCAUAUGUGUUGUGUUCUGACAAAUUUACAACCUCCAAUAAUAAAAAAUGAUAAAAAAUGA